AUGUUUAGAAGAACCAUUCAAUCGCAGUUGCGUUUCAAACCCACCACACAGUUGAGAUUUGCCAGACAAAUUUCAACCGAUAUCAACAAUGGACAAAAGGGUUUGCCCGUAUGGCCAAACAAGGCCGCCUUCACCUCCGUUUUCGCCAAAGAGGGCCGUAGUUUGAUUGGAUGGUUUGUUGCCCUCACUGGGAUCAUGUUGUGGGGGCCAUUGGCCAUUGUUGAGUUGUCGGACUCUGUUGACCAUGUGCCAAAGGACAAUACUGCUCAAGUUAGUGCGCAAAGAGUUGGUUUGGAUACGUUCAAGACUGAGGUUGAUAUUCCACAGACUUAUGUUGCUCCUGAUAAGGAAGGUGAUGAGGAUGAUGAAUAG
Molecule: messenger RNA, 372 nt
Organism: Lodderomyces theae
Lineage: Eukaryota; Fungi; Ascomycota; Pichiomycetes; Serinales; Debaryomycetaceae
Exons: 1
Coding region: 1-372 (123 amino acids)
Source: RefSeq, a predicted model, not a curated record